AUUCAUACACGAAAUAUGAGUAUUUUUACCCAAUGUUUAAACCCUUUAACUGGAACUGUUACUUGGGAGGAAAAAGAUGAACAGUAUGAUUAUCAUCAAGAAGUUGCUAGAUCAGCAUUUGCUGAUAUGUUGCAUGACAGUGAAAGAAAUCAAAAAUAUUAUGCAGCAAUUAAAGCUGCAAUUAAAAAUAAACAUAAAAUUGGAGAAGAAGCUAAUGUACUUGAUAUAGGAACAGGCACUGGUUUGUUAUCAAUGAUGGCUGCUAAAUGUGGAGCAGACAGUAUAACAGCUUGUGAGGCCUUCACACCAAUGGCUAAAUGUGCUAUUAAAAUAAUACAAGAAAAUGGCUUUGAAGAUAAAAUCAAAUUAGUGCAUAAACGUUCCACCAAAAUGACAAUUGGAAAGGAUGGUGACUUAAUUAAAAAAGCAAACAUUUUAGUUACUGAAGUAUUUGAUACUGAACUUAUUGGAGAAGGAGCACUUUCCACAUUUCGUCAUGCUCAUGAACACCUUCUUGAAAAAAAUUCUAUAGUGGUGCCACAUACUGCUACUGUUUGGGUACAAGUAGUGGAAAGCUCUGCUGUAUGUGCAUGGAAUACAAUACAUCCAAUUCAACAUAAAAACACAUGCUUAUUAAAAAUACCACAUUCUAUAAAGUCUUGUUCUGGAGCAGCUGCAGUACAUGAUAUACAGUUAACACAGUUUCCUUAUGAUACAUUUAAACCUUUAUUACCACCUCAACCAAUAUUUAGGUUUAAUUUAGCUAGCAAAUUACUAUUCUAUGAUGAAACAAACUGUUUGCGUGUCAAAGCAAUUGAAAGUGGUACAGCACAUGCUAUUUUUAUGUGGUGGGAUUUAAUCAUGGAUGUUAAUAAUGAGGUAUUAUUAAGUUGUGCACCUGUGUGGGAACAUCCAGAUGCAAAAAUAUUACAAAGUAAAGGAAUAAGUUUGGAUGCAAUAGCAGAUGUUAUACCUUGGAGGGAUCAUUGGAUGCAAGCUAUUUACUAUUUACCUGUAGAAACUCCAGUAAUUGCUGGUAAUGAAGUUAGUUUGAUUGGCUACCAUGAUGAAUAUUCAUUAUGGUUCCAAUUGAUAAAUGAAUCAAUAAAGAAAAUACCAGAUUGUGAAAGACCUAUUUGCAGCUGCAGUGUUCAUGUAGCUUAUUGUAGAACACGUAUAGGACAAUUAAACGAUCAUAUGCGGAAUAAAAAAUAUAUUGAAGCAUUAGAAAAAAAAGUUACAUCGGAUACAGUAUGCUUAUGUCUCACAGAUGGUUCUUUAUUAGGCCUUGCUGCUAUUAAAUUAGGCGCAAAAAAAAUAUUCAUUUUAGAGACAAAUUUUUUGUCUAGAAAAUGUAUUGAAAUGUUUGUUGAAACGAAUAGGCUUUCAGAAAAAGUACAUAUUAUCAAAUCAGUGGAAAAUUUACCUUCUGAAAGUGAAAUUAAUUUAAUUUUCGGUGAACCGUACUUUAUUACUUCGAUUGUCCCAUGGGAAAAUUUGUAUUUCUGGUACUUAGCUUCAAAAUAUUCGCCUCAAAUACAAAGGUUACCAAUUGCAGCAACAUUAAUGGGCGUCAUAGUUGAAUUCAAAGAUUUGCAUAACAUACGAGCACCGCUUGGAAUCUGCGAAGGUUUCGAUUUAUCUAUUUUCGAUAAACUUAUACAGACGUCAAGUGAUAAGAGUGAUAGCCCAGUAGAAGCUCAACCAUUGUGGGAAUACCCUGCUAAAGCAUUAAGUUUACCUUUUAUUAUUAAAAAAUUUGAUUUAUUACAAAAUGUGAACGAAUACAAAAGUGUAAAUAUCUCGUCAGCUGUACCUAUCUUGGAAAGUGGAACAUGUAAUGGUGUAGCUUUGUGGGUUGACUGGCACUUGGAUUCUGAAAUUACGGUAUCUUCAGGACCUACAGCAGAAGUGCAACCUGGUAAACGGAUAUCGUGGGACCGGUACACAAGACAAGGCGUACAUUUAUUUAAAGAUAUAGCACAUGUUACGCAACAAAGUAUUGUUUCAUGCUCAUUUAACUUUGUACCACAACAUGGAAAUAUUAAAUUUGAUUUUCAUAUAUUGUCAAAAAGUAUGAAAUAA
Habropoda laboriosa is the source of this 2085-nucleotide messenger RNA. It is a transcript of the gene Art7, whose product is annotated as protein arginine N-methyltransferase 7. The coding region runs from base 16 to 2085 and encodes 689 amino acids. NCBI's taxonomy places the organism in Eukaryota, Metazoa, Arthropoda, Insecta, Hymenoptera, Apidae. The record is from RefSeq and is a predicted model, not a curated record. Gene Ontology annotation, biological process: peptidyl-arginine methylation. Gene Ontology annotation, molecular function: protein-arginine N-methyltransferase activity. The transcript has 9 exons.